AUGGUCCUAACAAAGCAGGCACGUCUUCGCAACCCGGACGACUUCCCAACCCUUCAACUCUUCCUCCUCGCCAUUGUUCGCCUUGCUGAGCCCAUCGCCCUCACUUCCAUCUUUCCCUAUGCCUGGGCUCUUGUCAAGAGAUUCAAGAUUGGAAACGAGCAAGAUGCCUCCUUCUACUCGGGUCUCCUCAUCUCAUCCUUCGCCCUCGCCGAGGCCCUGAUGGGCAUGUACUGGGGCGGCUUGUCGGAUCGCAUCGGCCGCAAGCCCGUACUGAUCCUCGGCUGUGUGGGAACCAUGUUCAGCAUGAUCAUGGUGGGAUUUGCUUCCAACAUCUGGGUCGCCUUGGCCGGGCGUGCAAUAGGAGGCCUUCUCAACGGCAACAUUGGCGUCAUCCAGACCAUGGUCGGUGAACUUGUCACCAAGCCUGAGCAUGAGCCGCGCGCCUUCUCCGUCAUGCCUUUUGUGUGGAGCAUUGGAACCAUCGUGGGCCCUUGCAUUGGUGGAACCUUUGCUGACCCUCACGAGUCUUGGCCCAAUGCUUUCCCCAAAGGCUCCUUGUUCGAGCGAUAUCCCUACCUCCUGCCCAACCUCGUAUGCGCUGCUCUCUUGUUCGUCAGCAUCGUCAUGGGAUUCCUUCUCCUAGAGGAAACCCACCCUGAUAUGCAACCUCGAGUUCUACUCCCCGCAGAUACCUACGUUUCAGAAGAGACACCGCUGCUCGAGACUUCAGACGCCAUCAAGCGACCAGCAGUGGACCUUCGCGCGGAGACUUAUGGAACCAUUCGAGACAGCAGCAGCAGCGACGAGUGCCCGCAGCGAAGCUCCAACGAGAUGCCUACGGAAAAGACGAAGCCUGCCCCUAUCUGGAACCAGCGCAUCGUCGGCUUCAUCCUGUCUCUGUGCAUCUUCACCUACCACUCAAUGACCUACGAUCACCUCAUGCCAAUCUUCUUUGAAGAUGAGCGUGUUUCGGUAAAUACUCUCUCCAAACUCGGUGCUUCUUCACCCUUCUACUCUCCUGGUGGCUUGGGCCUUUCCCUUCGCGAAGUGGGCAUGAUCAUGGCUGUCAAUGGAGUAAUCGCUCUCUUUGUCCAGGCCGUCAUCUUCCCCUUGGCAGCGGAAAGGUUCGGUGUGUUCCGACUCUUCCUCAUUGUCACGGUUCUACACCCCAUCAUCUAUGCCAUUGUUCCAAUGCUGCUUUUCGUCCCCGAAUCCUUGCUCUUCCCCGCCAUCUACCUAUGCCUUGCCGUACGCAACGUCCUUUCCAUCACACUCUACCCCCUCCUCCUUAUCCUAAUCAAAGGAGCUACCCCUUCCGCGAGUGCCCUGGGCAAAGUCAAUGGCUUAGCCGCCAGCGCUGGAGCUGCUUGUCGCAUGAUUGCACCGCCAGUCGCAGGCUACCUCUACACGUUGGGCAGCCAGGUUGACUGCACUGCCUUGCCAUGGUACGCCAGUUCUCUGGUCGCCAUUGCCGGCGCUAUCCACUGCUUCACCGUUCCCCGCGAUCGUGAUUGCCCGCGAUCAAAGGACGACGCUGAGCGACAAAUUAUCCCUGCCACCCCCGCUGAAGUUUCAGUUGAGGAUGUGGAGUGAAUAACAAUCAUAAAAUGAUUUUUGAUUAGAAAAGAAGAAAAGAAGAGAAGAAAGAACAGACAAAAAAAGUCUCUUACAAACGGCAUCCUCCCGGUAGGAGCUGUCACAUUCCUAAAGAAACGCCAUCUGCAAGUAGCAGUGGCGGAUUAGUUGAUUUUGAUUAACAGGUUUUACGCACGAAUAAACGGCGCUUUUCAAGGGGACGAGGCUCGGAUGGCUGUAUACCCAAUGACGCAUGUUGAUAUUGGCUGAUGGUAUAUUUGGGUGCGAUCCCUUGGGACAACAUACAGAUGAUAUUCAAGAACUCGCACAUAUCAAUUUUUGUAUCUACAUUUGGAGUUGGUUGCAUUUGUUGGAGUUUUGGGGGGGCUCGGAAAAGUGUAUUUUGAUACCAUAUAUAUUUCUCUCUCUUGUCCUCAAAAAAUGAAGGGGACUAGAUAGUUUUAGAGAUUAGAAAGAUAGCAAUAACAGUGCUGUUUGCAUAAGUA
This is a messenger RNA of Trichoderma atroviride IMI 206040, 2081 nucleotides long. RefSeq lists its product as uncharacterized. Gene Ontology annotation, molecular function: transmembrane transporter activity. The record is from RefSeq and is a predicted model, not a curated record. Lineage: Eukaryota; Fungi; Ascomycota; Sordariomycetes; Hypocreales; Hypocreaceae. Gene Ontology annotation, biological process: transmembrane transport.